GUAUGUAUUAUUGAGAUUCAUCGGAUAUUGCCCGGACAAGGUGUCAGCAGUGACACGAUUCCAAAGGGGAUAGGUUGGUAUGUGAUGUGUCAUGCUGUGUAAUCAGAAGUGUUCUUGCUGUGGAACUGGAACUUGAUGAUCCUGGAAAAGAGGCUCAGUCAAGUUCCUGUUGCCAACUGUUCCCAACUGUUCCCAACUGUUCCCAACUGUUCCUAUAGGGAGUUACUCACGCGCAAUCUUCUCCAGCUGGCCCAGGAUCUAUGCGAAUGUCGUCGGAUGCCCCAUCCUACUCCGCCCCGAACAAAGUUACUAACAAACGUUCUAGUUGGUUCAAACCCCAAUAUCGCAUUUUAUGCAUGGCAAUUUCACCAGACCAAUGCCGUUGAAAUAACAAUCGUGAAUAAUGAAUUAAACCCCACAGCCCCAGUCUCAUGGAAAUCUUCUGUAUUUGGGAACUCCCAAUACACACCCCAUCGUAUCUAUAACAGUUUAACCCAAGUCCCCGACAAUAAAUACGACAUAUUUCUAUUAAGUUGCUCAUCCUUGCAAGAUUUCCAAAACGUAUCCAAUGAAAUAGUGCCCUUUAUCGAUCGAGACUCCAUUAUAGUGAUUGAACUGACUGGAUACAUAAACCUUGAGCCAUUUGUAAGUACCAAAGCCCAAGUUUUGUCCAUUAUGAAUGAAAGUGACGUUAAGCGAGUUUCCAAGAAUGUGUAUUCUCAUGAAGUGAGAAACAAAGACACCAGAAUUUAUUUUGGUUCUGCAUUAGGCCUGAAGAGUAUAAGUUCCAAUAUGAACUAUCACCGCAUUUACAAAUUGUUGCAAACAAUACAAGAAGAUUCAAAUAAUCAUAUUUCAUUAUUGAAAUCGUUAACUCCCACAGAAUUCAUGACAUAUCAAUGGAAAUUGGCAUUACCGAGAAUUAUAUUUUCGCCAUUAAUGGUUAUUUUCGAAACCGAGUUCCCCCAAGAUUUACAAACCCAAAUCUUGAGUAAGCCAUUGAUAACCGGAUUGAUCAAUGAGUUAUUUAAACUUAUAAAGAAGAUGAAUUGUAAAUUAGUUAAAGGGUUUGAGAAUGAAUUAAACUUGUUGAAAGGGUUAUCCGAGAGUUACCCUAAAAAGUCCAGUGAUAAGUUUGUGAAUUCACCAAGCUUGGUGUAUAAUUACUACAAUCAUUAUGACUUGGAGCUAGAUUUGUUAUUAUUGCAACCGAUUUUAUUAAGCGACGAUCACAAAUUGAAAUCCCCAUAUUUGGAAAACUUGUAUUCAAUAAUGUGUCAAUAUCAUAAAAUCAACUCCAAUGAUUCGAUAUUCUUUGUCAGGAAAGAUUCUGCCAAGUUUGACCAAUAUCUUUCUCUUGAUGAAGAUUUAAAACAAAAGACAUAUCAAUUAAGCCAAUUAGAAGGAUCGAUUAAAGAAUUGGAAAGAAACAAGAUCAAUUUAGAUAAUGAUAUCAUCAAGCAAGAACAUAGUUUGAAAACACUUAAACAACAAACUAUCGAGAAUGAAUCAAAAUUAUCUACAGUUCAAUAUGAAUUUGAUAAAAAAUUACAAAUUUUACAGAUUGACUAUGACAAGAAGUUGAAACAAUUGAAUGAAAAGUAUCAGAAAGCCCAAUCUUCUACUUCUUCAGAUGUUUCUAUACCCUUGCAACAACCAACUCCAGGAACAGAUGACCAUCUGACAAAUAGAGAUUCGGUAGUGACCAAUAAUUUAACCGAUUUAGCCGAUAUUGUACAAUAUGGAAUGGCAUUAAACGGAGAGCAUCAACCAUCGGAAGUGCCACAAACCAUUCCUGGUGACGCUGUAGCUGCUCCGAGAAAUGUCUCCCCAGAUCGCUAUGUCGAUGCCCCAAGUGUAUCAUUACCACCUCACGUAGUACAAAAGGAGCUUGAAUUACAAAGAAGAGAACAAGCAUUAGCUAUGAGAGAACAACAGCAGCAGCAACAACAACAACCACAUUACCCCCAACAGCCAUAUUAUGACCAACAAUAUUAUGCACCUGGACCUACCCAUGGCCCUGGCCCUAUGCCUGGAUCGGUUCCACCAGCACCACACCAACAAAGAUCUUAUUAUCAACAACCUCCACAUGGCUUACCACCAAAUGGUAUGUCUGUCACCUCGUUGCCAUUGAAACAGGGAUAUCCUCCAAAUAAGCAGUCAUACCCUAUGGCUCCCGGUGCAGGAUCCAUGAAUGGAUACCACCAUCCACCACCACCCCAGCCUAGACGUGUAAGUUCAAGCACCAACACCGCAUACUAUGAUCAUCCACAACAAUACCCACCUUAUCAACAACCUCCACCACCACAACCACAACAACAACCAGCACCACCAAGUGGCUAUGACAAUGGUGCUCCGAUUGAUCCAUACCUUGAACAUAGAUUUAAGCAAAACCCCAAGAAACAAAAUCGAAGAUCAAACAUGGGGUUGAAUAUGGAGGGAAUUGAUAUGGGUGGCAGAGGUGGCAUGCCCGGUGCUGCUCCAACUGCGCGAAAGUCAUUCAGUAGUCAGCAAUUGAAUUCUCCUACAAGCAUGACAAAACGAUCAACCACGACCAUGAACUUGUCCACUACUCACCCUAACGGGUCUUAUUCGCAAUCAUCAAGCGAUGGGAACAAUCCUCAUCACCAUCAUGGCUCGCAAAAUUAUUCCCAGUCUUCAUCAAGUGGUACUUCUAAUGGAAGUAAUGACAAUAUUCCCACUUCUCCCUCAAUUAACGAUUUGAAUGCAAAGCCCUUAGGGGGCAUUUCGCAGUCAAAUAUGCCUGGAGGGGAUAAACUUAAGAAGAAAAAGAAGGGAAUCUUUGGACGAUAAUUAAUGACACCUUCUCUAUUUAUUUUUGUUUCUUGUAUAUUUUAUAGAAGGAUUAAUAAAGACAACUUACCUGUUAA
This is a messenger RNA of Spathaspora passalidarum NRRL Y-27907, 2891 nucleotides long. RefSeq lists its product as uncharacterized. Bases 136 to 2814 code for a protein of 892 amino acids. The record is from RefSeq and is a predicted model, not a curated record. The transcript has a single exon. Gene Ontology annotation, cellular component: cytoplasm. Gene Ontology annotation, molecular function: oxidoreductase activity. NCBI's taxonomy places the organism in Eukaryota, Fungi, Ascomycota, Pichiomycetes, Serinales, Debaryomycetaceae.